Messenger RNA from Tachysurus vachellii, 1022 nucleotides. RefSeq names its product gap junction beta-3 protein-like. The record is from RefSeq and is a predicted model, not a curated record. Lineage: Eukaryota; Metazoa; Chordata; Actinopteri; Siluriformes; Bagridae. The coding region runs from base 81 to 839 and encodes 252 amino acids. Gene Ontology annotation, cellular component: connexin complex. The transcript is spliced from 2 exons. Gene Ontology annotation, biological process: cell communication.
ACUGUGGAAACGAAAGACGGUCCGAGUGUACUUGGUGGAUAUUUUCUCUUGAGCUCUCUAUUAGCCAGAAGAAAAAGGAAAUGGCAGCAAUUGUUACUGGUCUGAUCCCCAUUCUCCGCACAGCAGUAGACGCCACCACUACCUACAAGGGGCGCACCGUGUGGUUCGGCUUUCUCUGUAUUCGCCUUGUGACGCUUUUUGUGGCUGAAAUGCCUUGGUUCAAACUGGACUCAGACUUCAGCUGCAAUAUCACAAAGGACAGCCUGUGCACUAGAUCCUGCUUCAACCAGCACUUUGACAAGCCUGUAGUAAUGGCAUGGAACUAUAUUUUCGUCCUCCUCAUCCUGUCAGUCCUGCUCAUGGAGCUCUUCACUGCCCACCUACACUCGGUUUACCAGAAGAAGAGUUGUAGAGAGAAGAAUGGUGUGGAACUUGAAUCUCUGGGUGAGCUAAAAAGUUCAAGUGACCCUGGCAAUAGCACAGCAGGGGUGAUGUUCCUAGACAUGCACGCAAGCAGAAACGCGGUGCUCUUCUACCUGUUCAGCGUCAUGCUGCGGAUUUUUGUAGAGUUUUGGUUUGUGUACGUUCUGCUUUAUUGGAAUUUGCCUAAACUAAACAAUAGUGUGUUCAUAUGUAAGAGUAGUGUUCAAGGAUGUCCAGAUCAGGAGUGUUUGGUGAGGUCUAUGGCAGAGAAAUGCAUGUCUAUCUAUGCUCUUGUGUCCAUUUCUGUGCUGGUCAUCAUCAGCAGUUGUGGAUUUUGUGUCUACUUCAUUGCCCAUUACUUGUGUAACUGUGGUUUCAAAGGACUCCAGUGUGAAAAUUCAUGGAUUUCAAAGUAGGAUUUAGAUUCUCUGAACAAGUUUGGUCUUUCAUUCAUGUAUUUUCUUUUUGUUUUUAUUAAAAAUUUUCCAUUCAGCUUAAAUUUUGUGUUUAUCUUAUCUUUUGAAUAGCAUUGUUUCUUUUUUCUUCCUGUCUUUAACUGACUUGUGAAAUGUGUAGCAAUAAAGGGUGUUACAGUGUAA